Molecule: messenger RNA, 2641 nt
Organism: Aedes albopictus (Asian tiger mosquito)
Lineage: Eukaryota; Metazoa; Arthropoda; Insecta; Diptera; Culicidae
Gene: Msr-110
Product: bromodomain-containing protein 4
Exons: 6
Coding region: 425-2020 (531 amino acids)
Source: RefSeq, a predicted model, not a curated record
UUUCAAAAUAAUUCAAACGUUUCGCGACUGUUCACCAGUACGGACGUCCAACCCAAACCUUUAGGUUCUCUGACUAAGCUCCUGAUCAUCGUUGUUUGUUUCUCAACCUCCCCAUCCGUCGUUUUAUUUUCGUUUCAUUUCUGGGAAAAAGUUCUUGCCGAAGGUGUUUGCUUCCUGGAAAGCAGCAGCAGCGAAUAAAAAGUGAUUUGAAAGAGGUGUUUCGGUGCUCAAGGGAAAGGCUUUCGGCGCAAAUAUCCUGUUUAGUCGCGCGGAAGUAACUCCGGGUUCAAGUGGAUCGCGUGUUGCGGGCUUUGUGCGCGUACAAACCGGAAUCGAGUGUAACGUCCGCUGAUAGGCGCGCGCAUAUUGUGGUUUGAAUCGAAUCUCGCGUGUGUGCAUAUCGUCAUCGUCGUAACACCCCAAGAUGAUGGAGAAGGAACCGGAUUCGAUGGCGGUCACCAUGAAGCAGGAUUAUGCAGCCAGUGAAGUCUACAGCACUACGAGCGAGGCGCCACCUGCAUACAAAAUCCGCCAGGCCAACUCGGUCAAGAUUGCCCGGAUUGUGGCCGUCACCGUGAUCCUGUCGUCGUUCAUCCUGGGCUCGUUUAUGCUCGCUUCGACGUACCUGCAGGCGAAGCAGUCCUGCGACCAGAUGCAAACCCUGGAUGCCGUCCUCAACAAGGAACUGAUGCUGGAGGCGAUGCAACAGGAACUCCCCAAAGCGCAAGCCUUGAUGCAAGACAACCUAUCGGCGGAUGAGGCCAACCUGCAGAGCAUCGACCGGGAAGAGAAGCCGAAAAAGACCGCCGAGAAGCCACAGGAGAAGAAGGAAUCGGUCGAGAGCGCCGACGCCGAAGACGAUGACGAAUCGGCCGCCGACGGGGAGAGCGACGAGAGCGCCGACAUGAACUCCAACAACCGGGUGCGCGUCAAGCUGCCGCUGGAUCUGGACCUGUCCGAGCUGGCCCACACCAUGCUGCGAGAUAAUCACAAGUCCAAGAUGAACUGUGUCGUUGAGCGACGCCGGUCAGAGGAGAUGGUUGACUCGCCAGCCAAGACCAUGCGAUUGCCAUUCGGAAUGGAGUUCAACACCGAACCCAAGAAGCAGAAGGUCACCGGAGAACGUAUUGCCAUCUUCUGCGAAACCGGAAACGAACCAAAGAAUGAAGACGCUGAGCCCGUGCGUCAAGUCCUGAUCCCCAUCCCUCCGAUCCGCUCGUUCGGCCCUAUCACCCACCUGCCCCAGCAGAUGCCCCCACAGCCAAUGAUGCGUCAAAUGAGCCGACCAAUCUUUCCCAUCCCGAUGAUGAGCCACCACCAGCAACCCCAGCAGAUGCCUCCAGUCCCGGCCCAGAUGAUGCAGGCUCCUCACCCCGAAAACCCCAUGAUCCGUCCAGCCUUCCAUGCCCAACCUCAACCCAUGAUCCACGCCCAACAGCCCCAGCAGCCACAAUCCACUUUCCCACAGCAGAUGCAGCCACCACGCGCCGAAGUCCGCAUCCAGUUCCAGCGUAUUCCAAUCCCGGAAGCUAUCCGACCAUUCCUGCCCCCACAGGCUCUCCGCAACGGCCCGGAACAACCCGAAGUUCAGAUCCGUGAAGUGCCGCUGGAGAUGGCUCUGCAGAAGGUAGGUCUGUCGGCCGAUGAGCUGAAGGACAUCCACGAAAUCGCUGCCCAGAAGUUCACCGAACAACUGAAGCAACUGAUCGGAGAGAUGGCCGACUCGGAAGAAAGCAGCGACGAGGAAACCGAUUCGUAUCGUACCACCCCUGCCCAGGAACCCGCCUCGCAGCACUCCGAGGAACGGGAACUCCAGGAACAGCAGCCUCCCCGCCCACAGGAACCAGAGCCUCAGGUACGCAACGUCGAACCACAGAUCCUCCCCAUGGGACGUGCCCAGUAUGCCCGAUCUCUGGUUAACCCGAUCAACCUUCCCGGAAAGGUCGUAGAAUCGUCCCUGUCUGUUUCAUCGGAUGAGGAUGCGGAACGUCCACACUACGUUCAACCACGAUCGGUCUAAGCACGGACUGUAAUCAAGCGCGCAAAUGUUUCCAUUCCUGAAAAAUACAGUGAAACAUUCCAGCACGUUUGCUCAUGUGAUUGUAAAAAUUAAAACAGAUGUUUUGAAGGAAGUUUAUACAAACAGUAAACCGAAUCGAUAAGUAUUAGCCAGAAGCGAGACAAAGAAGUAGGGGAGAACGGAAAACAAUACAAAUCAACGAGAGAAGAUUGUGAAUGUGUAAAUAAUUGUUAGAAACUUUCAAAACCACCAAAACAACCAAUCGUUCCAGAACACAAACAAAAAAGAAAAAGAGCAAUCGAAAACAACUAAAUCCACAAAUGCCACUAUAGAGAUGUCAGUAGAUUAUAAUGCAGAAUCAGCAAAUCAAUUGAUACGAAACAAAAGUAAACUGAAGAUCUUUUUUUGCUCUAGAACAACUGAAAGGUUUCCUAAAUAUAUUAAUAGAGAGUAUAGUAGAAGAACAAGAGAAAAAUCGAGAAAAAUCAAGAACGAUAUUGUUUAUAAAAGUUUUUAAAGUAAACUUGAAAAUAACGUACAAUCGGAUUGGUUGACAAUCCACCAAAAUUUUAUUAGUUUUGAACCAUUUCAAAUAAAGAUGUUUUUACUAAUUAUAAUAAA